This is a messenger RNA of Fraxinus pennsylvanica, 1191 nucleotides long. The record is from the annotation of a GenBank genome assembly. NCBI's taxonomy places the organism in Eukaryota, Viridiplantae, Streptophyta, Magnoliopsida, Lamiales, Oleaceae.
AUGGCCUCAGCAUCACUCCUUAAGUCAUCUCCUGUUCUUGACAAAGCUGAGUUUGUUAAGGGCCAGUCCCUUCGCCAACCCUCUGUCUCCGUCGUCCGGUGCCACCCGAAUGUGCCGUCUUCACUCACAAUCCGGGCAUCGUCUUAUGCAGAUGAGCUCGUUAAGACCGCGAAAACUGUUGCAUCACCUGGCCGUGGAAUUCUGGCCAUGGAUGAAUCAAAUGCUACCUGUGGAAAGCGUCUUGCUUCAAUUGGCCUUGAGAACACUGAGGCCAAUCGCCAAGCUUACCGUACCCUACUUGUGACAGCCCCAGGCCUUGGCCAGUACAUCUCCGGUGCUAUCCUCUUUGAAGAGACUCUCUACCAAUCCACCACAGAUGGCAAAAAGAUGGUUGAUGUCCUAGUCGAGCAAAACAUUGUCCCCGGUAUCAAAGUUGACAAGGGUUUGGUUCCCCUUGCUGGUUCAAAUGAUGAGUCCUGGUGCCAAGGGCUUGAUGGCCUUGCUUCCCGAACCGCUGCUUACUACCAACAGGGUGCUCGUUUCGCCAAAUGGCGUACCGUUGUGAGCAUUCCAAACGGUCCAUCUGCCUUGGCCGUGAAGGAGGCUGCCUGGGGCCUGGCUCGAUAUGCUGCCAUUGCUCAGGACAAUGGGUUGGUUCCAAUUGUCGAGCCAGAAAUCUUGCUUGAUGGCGAACAUGGCAUAGACAGGACUUUUGAUGUUGCCCUAAAGGUUUGGGCCGAGGUUUUCUUCUACUUGGCUGAGAACAAUGUUCUGUUUGAGGGCAUUCUACUCAAGCCGAGCAUGGUUACUCCUGGAGCCGAAUGCAAGGAUAGGGCAACCCCAGAGCAAGUUGCUGAUUACACUCUCAAGCUUCUUCAUAGGAGAAUCCCCCCGGCCGUCCCUGGAAUCAUGUUCUUGUCUGGUGGGCAAUCUGAAGUGGAAGCAACCUUGAACUUGAAUGCCAUGAACCAAGCUCCCAACCCAUGGCACGUAUCCUUCUCCUACGCUCGGGCGCUCCAGAACACGUGCUUGAAGACAUGGGGAGGACGCCCUGAGAACGUUAAGGCAGCACAAGAUACUCUACUGGUCCGGGCCCAGGCCAACUCUCUUGCUCAGGUAGGGAAGUACACCGGUGAGGGUGAAUCCGAUGAAGCCAAGAAAGGAAUGUUUGUCAAGGGCUAUGUUUACUAA